AUGGCUGGCAAUGCAACGGCUAGUAGCUUGAAUUGCCAUGUGAAGCAAGGGCCUCUCUUAGAGCCCCUUGCGAUUAUCGGGAUAGGAGGAACACUAGCCGUUGGUCUCAUCUUUACCUUGAUUAUGUCCUUUCUUUGGUGGAAGAUGAAGAACCAACCAGAACCGGAAGAACACAAUGCGGAGCUUCCUCAUGAUCAUCAGCCGCAUGCUCCUAUGCCGGAACUACCACAAAGAGAAUUCCAUGCCGGUGAAGCCGCCACGGACUGCCCUGUCUGCCUUGAGGAGUUUGUUGAGGGUGAGAGCCUUGUUGAGCUUCCUACAUGUCUUCAUGCUUUCCAUCCUGCAUGUAUUGAGACAUGGUUGACUCGGAACCAUGCUUCUUGUCCUGUUUGUAGACUCCACAUAGAGCUUCAAGUUGACAAUGUUGUCUAA
Messenger RNA from Quercus lobata, 432 nucleotides. Its product is annotated as E3 ubiquitin-protein ligase RNF181-like. The record is from RefSeq and is a predicted model, not a curated record. Bases 1 to 432 code for a protein of 143 amino acids. Lineage: Eukaryota; Viridiplantae; Streptophyta; Magnoliopsida; Fagales; Fagaceae. The transcript has a single exon.